CUUGAUUUGUAGACAUCCAAUUCAUCUCCUAUUCCCAUUACCCACUCAUGAGUGGAGUUUGAAUAUACACGGAAGUGUGGAAACGAACAUUUUUUUCCCCAACGAAAAUGCCGAGAGUUUGAGAAGAAGGUCUACCAGAAAUGGCCGAACGAACCCUUGUUACCUCUUCUUCGCCAGCUCUCGAUCUCGAUUCACUACGCAGUCGAAUCGUGGAGUUUAGAGAUAUCUUACGAAACUCCAAGGAUGCUCCUGAACAUUCCUCUUCAGAUACGGAGAAAUUACUGAACGAGUGUUCUCUUCAGUUCGAGAGCAAAAUAGAUCAAAUACUAUCAGUCACAUCAGAUAUAGACUUAUUAGCUAAUAGGGAUAUAGAUGAGCUUGUGGGGUAUUUUCAAAAUGAGCAAAGCUCCUUGGAGGGUGAAAGUGAAGAAAUGUCAAAGGAAAUUGAGGAACUUUCUAGAAGAUGUGCGGAAGAAUCUGAGAAAUUGGGAUGCGAGGUUGAAGGUUUAUGCUGUUCGUUGGACCUUUUGGAAUCACAGAGAUUGAAGCAGGGGGGUGACCAUGCAUGUUGCUCAGGAGAAAUAGAAGAUGAAGAGAACUUAACAAGCACACAAGAGGAAUUUAAUUUCAAGCUUUUAGAACUUAGCAAUCAACUUGAGAAGAGCAAAAUAGCUUAUAAGACAUUGCAAGAUCUUGAGGGCGCUUUCAAGAGGUUGGAAGCUAUAGAAAUGCUUGAUGGUACACUUAAUGGUCUACAUGUAGCUAAAGUUGAUGGGAACCACAUCAGUUUAUCUCUUAGGACAUGCAUCCCCAACAAUGAUGGCUCAUUGUGUCAGGAAAAGGUUGAUAGUUCUUCUGGGUUGUUUGAUCAAUACCACAAAUUGGAAAUAGAACUAGUGGAGGGUACAAUGGAGCUGAAGCAUGCCGAGAUAUACCCCAAUGAUGUACAAAUAGGAGAAAUUGUUGAUGCUGUAAAAUCAUUCAGGCAGCUUUAUUCUCCAAUGCUAGACCAUGAGGGCAGAGCUUACCUGGAAUGGUUUGUCAGAAGGGUACAAGAUCAAAUUGUUCUUUCAAAAAAGAACCAAUAAGCCAAGGACAUGGCUAGCUUACUGAGCACAGUCACCGACUCACCGCAGUCUAUUACUGAUUCUGUGGUUCGAGGCUGAUGAUAUGAAUUAGUUCAUAUUUGCAUCAUGGUUUGUAUGUUAGUUAUUCGAUCUCAUAUGUACAUUUUAACCACCUUUUUCGCUGUCAUAGUUUUUAUCUUUUGAUUUGAUAAUUUAACAUUUCUUGUCUUGUAAUACUCGCAUUUGUUCUCGUUUCUCACGCUUUACGUAUCAAAUUGAAUGUUUGAUGCAUAUGCUUAA
Molecule: messenger RNA, 1367 nt
Organism: Cuscuta europaea
Lineage: Eukaryota; Viridiplantae; Streptophyta; Magnoliopsida; Solanales; Convolvulaceae
Source: the annotation of a GenBank genome assembly